Siniperca chuatsi (mandarin fish) is the source of this 2253-nucleotide messenger RNA. Its product is annotated as B-cell receptor CD22-like. NCBI's taxonomy places the organism in Eukaryota, Metazoa, Chordata, Actinopteri, Centrarchiformes, Sinipercidae. The transcript is spliced from 7 exons. The coding region runs from base 151 to 1188 and encodes 345 amino acids. The record is from RefSeq and is a predicted model, not a curated record.
UCAGAAAAGGAAAAAAAGGAGGAAGUCAGAAAGUGAUGAAAAUGAUGUUUCCUGCAUCAUUUCACAAUCUGUCUGUCGGUUUCCACACAGCUCACUUUUCUGACAGGAGAAGAAGUCAGAACAUUAAGAGACUCGCCAGAAAACUACAGGAUGGCAGUUUGGGACAGAAAGAUUCUCUGGAGCUUCGUCUUCCUGCUGGCAGGUGCUGUGGGUCAAAGCGUGAACUACCCAGAUCCUGUUUGUGCUGUGAAAGGAUCGACUGUCACCCUCCCCUGCACCUUUACACCUAAGUCUGUCAUUCAGGACGGAAGAGAAGUUUCCAUAGAGAUCAUCAGAGUCGUCUGGUGUCAGAACCAUGCCAUUUGUCAGCUCACCACCCCGUCUGUGUACGACAGUGAAUCAAACAACAACAGGCCUCGUUACAAAUACCUGGGAGACAAGAAGGGAAACUGCACUUUACAGAUCUCAGAUUUACAGGAGGACGACGACGCGACUCUUCGCUUCAGAAUGGAGGCUACUAACGUCAGAGGACAUUAUACUGGCCAAUCAGGAGUGAAGCUCACAGUCACUGAUUGGACUCGCAUGGAGAUAAACAGCUGCAGCGGUGACAGAGAGGUGAGAAGAGGUGAAACCGUCACGCUGUGCUGCACUGCAGACUGUACUGUCCACCCACUGGAGAUCACCUGGUUCAGAGAUGGCCACGCCCUCUCAGAGUCCGGCCCCGCCCUCCAGCUCGGCCCUCUGACCCCGGGGGAUUCUGGGAACUACACCUGUAGUUUGAAGACUAACUUCAGCACGCUCUCCCCGCCGUACAGCGUGCAUGUGGAGGCUGAAGAGGAAGGAGAGCGGAGCAGCGUGGCUCUGAUAGCUGGUGUGGCGUCUGGCGUCCUGCUGGCUCUGUUCACUGUCAUUAUGGUCGUCUGCAUCAUCAAAAGGAAGCGAGCAGCAGCAGGAGAUAAGGAUCAGGGAGCUGCGGGAGCUGACGUGGAACAAAACCGUCCCGGUGACAUCUACAGCAACGUCCUGCCGCCCGCGGAGCAGGGGGGGGGGGGUCAGCGACGGGAACCCGGCCGGGCCGCGGAGGAAGUCAGCUACGUCUCCGUCCAGUUCAAACACAAGAACCGGGCCAGACCAGUGGAGCAAGCAGAGGACGCCGUCGUCUACAGCUCGGUCGCCAGCCGAGGCUGAAGUGCCGUCUCAUUCCCACCCACGGGAUCCCAUUAAACAGGAGGGAAGUCCCCGCCGACAGCAUGACGACGGGACGUCCCGGGAGUCCGUUUGUGUUUAUCUGGUAGUUAAACUUUGGCAACUUUAUCAGCCUGGAAGUGUGUUGCCGUAAGUCUCAGCAGGCGGACUUUGUUUCUCACAGCAGCGUGUAGUUUAUUCACAACAUCUCUGCAAAAAACUAAAAUAUCUUCGUGAAACUGGCCGCUGAUGUAAAUAAGUUUCCCGCUGCAAACUCGCAUUAAAAGCUUAAUUUUUUAUUUUAAAUAUGUUACACAACACAGAGACGCAGGAGGUUCCUUUGGAGUCAGUGUAAAACCUGUUACUGUAUCUGUUGAAAUCUAAUAUAUAACCCUGCAUUUGGACCGCUGCACACUUACAGUACACCCCGGCAACCACCUGGAAUCUCUAUAGCAACCACUCUGAAGGCCUUAAUGCCUGGUCGCACCAGUAGACGAAAAUUUCAUGCCAAAAUCCAUUAAUUUCAAUAGAAUCGCUGCGAUCGGUGGAUUCACUGGGAAUGAAGUAAAUCUAAGAAUCGUAGCUUCGCUCUGUGUUCCCAUCCAGUUUUAUUGAAGCUCUUCUGUCAGAGUAUGGAGACAGGAAGACAUCAUACCGAGACAGCUUUUAAUAAACUGUCCCGUUAGUGACCGAGCUAACAAGCUAACAAGCUAACACAGCUCCUGCUGCGGUUCAGUAGGCUGCUCUGCCUAAAAAGCAUCUCCUCGUGUGUCGAUCGUUUGGGGAAAUUAAUUUACAAUCGAUCGGCUGACGUGUUUCUGCAUGAAUCAAACCGUGAGCUGACAUCUGCUGUUUUUUCCUCUAGAGUUUCCUAACUUUGUUUUGGGGGGAAAAACCAGCUCAGAGAGCUAUUAGCAUUAGCAUGCCACUUUCUGGUGUAACCCGAGCCUUAAGAACCUAAACCUGAACACUGAGAACAAUAGACACCACAAAGGAAGCUGCUAAUUGUGCCAUACCAACCAACCCAUUCACCCCAAACACCCCAAACACCCUACCAACCACCCCAAA